AUGGAGAGCCUGCAGCGGCAGCAGGCAGCCCGCCUGGCCCGCGGCCCCGACGGCGCUCCCCGACGGCCCUCGGCCGAGCCCGGCCCCAGCCCGCCGCCCGCCGGUCCCCGCCGCCGCCCGGCCUCCGGCCCGCGCCCGCCGCCCGCCGCUCCGGGGGAGGAGGAAGAGGAGGAGGAGGAGGAGGAAGAGGAGGAGGAGGAGGAGGAGGAAGAAGGGGAGACCCGCGACCCGCCGCCGCCCCCACACCACGAGUGGACCUACGAGGAGCAGUUCAAGCAGCUCUACGAACUGGAUGAGGACCCAAAACGCAAGGAGUUCCUGGAUGACCUCUUUGGCUUCAUGCAGAAGAGAGGGACACCAGUGAACCGCAUCCCCAUCAUGGCCAAGCAAGUGCUGGACCUGUACACCCUGUACCGGCUGGUGACAGAAAAGGGUGGCCUGGUCGAAGUCAUCAACAAGAAGAUCUGGCGGGAGAUCACCAAGGGCCUCAACCUACCUACCUCCAUCACCAGCGCUGCCUUCACCCUCCGCACACAAUACAUGAAGUACCUGUAUCCCUACGAAUGUGAGAAGCGGGCACUCAGCUCUCCCGGGGAGCUCCAAGCUGCCAUUGACAGCAACCGCCGGGAGGGACGGAGGCAGACCUUCGGCACAGCACUCUUCAACUACUCGCCAGCCAGCACCCAAACCCUGCUGGGCACCCCCAAAAUGCCUCUGCCAGCUCUCAGCAUCUCCACACACACCUGUGGCCAGCUCAGUCAAGUGCAUGGUGUUAGAAGGUGGGACAGCAUGCUGACGGCAGCAGUGCCAGGGCGCAUCACUAUCCCCGUGGGACUGGCUGGCCACCACCUCACAGCAGCUCAAGCAGCAGCUGCCUCGCAGGCAGUGGUGCUGGAGCAGCUGCGGGAGAAGCUGGAGACAGGGGAGCCCCCGGAGAAGAAGGUGGCCCUGACAGCAGAGGAGCAGCAGCGGCUGGUGCAACACGCACUGCAGCACAACCUCCUGGCUGUGGCCUCCCAGUUCCCUAUGAACGUCAAGAUCUCCAACCGAGAUGACAGACAGGAGACCGCAUUGAACCUGUCCACCAACGGCAUUAGCAGUAUCAACAUGUCAAUAGAAAUAAAUGGAGUUGUCUACACAGGUGUCCUGUUCGCCCGCCGGCCCUCAGCUGCCCCGGCACCUGGUGGAGGGAGCACCCAGACCCGUCUGAACCCCAUGCCUGCCCCAAACCCCCUGCUCCCACCUUCCUCUCACAGCCACACUCCCACCAGCACCUCACUGUAAGGCAGAGGCCUGAGAGCACCCUGAAAGCAGCUGAGGGUGCUCAGGGUGUGGGGGGCUGAGCUGUGGGACCCCGCUGGACCACCACGGUGGGAUGAGGGACCCCAAGGUGCCUCUUGCUCCAAUACUGAGCUGUGUCCAUGCAAGGCCCUGAACACCCAGGUGGGCCCUUUUGUCCCUUGUCCCCAUGCGUGCUCUCUGACACACACACACUUCUUCUUUCCCAAGGCACUACCCCCAGGUGACCCCUGUACAUCUCCUGCUGCCCUGAUGCCUGGGGCACCCCCUGGGACCUGCAUGCUGCAUCCCCUACAUCCUGCAGCCCCUGUACCCACCUCAAUGCACGCACUGCUGCCCCUGUACACACCUCGAUGCAUACACUGCACCCCCAGUGCACACACUGCAUCCCCUUGGUGCCCACAUGAGGUCUCCAUGCACACCCUCCAUGCAAAUGCUGCAGGCACGGUACUCUGCAGCCCCUGUAAACUAUAGCCCCAUAUACACUGCAGCCCCUAUAUAUAUACUGCACCCCCUACCCACUGCAGAUGCCCCUACCCAGUCCUCCUGCGCUGCCUGGGCUUGCUGCCCCUGCCCUGAGACAUCCCCAGGGUGGUGGCAUCUCAGCCCCCCAGGUCCUCAGCUCAGGGGGUGUCACCCUGGUGGGGGCAAAUAAUGGGGAUAUUGGUGGGAAUGGUGGGGGUGGAGCUUAUU
Messenger RNA from Chiroxiphia lanceolata (lance-tailed manakin), 1992 nucleotides. It is a transcript of the gene ARID3C, whose product is annotated as AT-rich interaction domain 3C. Gene Ontology annotation, cellular component: nucleus. The record is from RefSeq and is a predicted model, not a curated record. Bases 1 to 1284 code for a protein of 427 amino acids. The transcript has 7 exons. Gene Ontology annotation, molecular function: DNA binding. Gene Ontology annotation, biological process: regulation of transcription by RNA polymerase II. Lineage: Eukaryota; Metazoa; Chordata; Aves; Passeriformes; Pipridae.